GGAGAACGCGCACGGAGGACAUCCUUGACGGGCUUCAGUGGAAUAAAUGGAGGAGAGCAGAGGAGGACAUUGGAGGUGCAGGCUGGGAGGGGAAUGCUGUAAACGUGGACAAUCUCCAGUGGCGCAGUAUGAAGACUACAGCUUCAGACGUUUCCCUCCAGAGGAGCUCAUGCCUCUCUCCGCUGCUUACGGGAGGGCAAUGGACGCCUGCGCCGCAAAGAACUGGACAGAAUCCAUCCACUACUUGGAGUUGAGUUUACGUUUGUUCAGACUUCUGAAAGACAGCGCCAGACACUGCGUGCGGCUCUGCAGCAGAAGCAUCGAGGAGCGGCCGACCUUCAGCGCCGACUGGGUCGUGGUGGAGAAGUCCUCCUGUCAGAGGAGGUGCAGAGCACACCUUCCUGCUCUACACCUCCCUUCUCCCAGCAGAGAACUCCUGCAGGACUUCAGCAGAAGAUCUCCCUACAGAUAUCUGCACCUCGCUCAUUCAGAAAUGAAGAACCUGCAGAGGGCCGUCCCGUGUGCCUACACCUUCCUCCAGAGGAACCCCGAGGACCAGGAGAUGCUGCAGCUGAUGGGAGAAUACAAGAAGGAGUACGACCUGAACGGCUUCCUCAUCGACUACGAAGAGCGACCGUUUGAGGCCCCCUUCGUCAGAGGAGUGAAGCUGGUCGCUUCAGGUGACUUCAGCGGCGCCGUCGAUCACCUGGAGGACGCUCUGAAGAUCUACCUGCAGGAGUUCCACCUCUGCCAGUCUGACUGUGAGGGCAUCUGUCCGCUUUCCGCCGCGACCGACUUCUACACCCUCACAGCAGACGUGUACGUGGAGACGCUGAGGUGUAAGCUGAGGUGUGAGGACGACCUGAAGCCCAGCGUGGGCGGAUACUUCAUCGAGAGCUUUGUGGCCACUCUUUACCAUUACCUCCAAUACGCCUACUACAAGUUGAACGACGGCCGCAGAGCUGUGCCUUGCGCGUACAGCUACUUCCUGUUCAAGCCCGAAGACGAGGUGAUGAAGCAGAACCUGCUGUACUAUGAAGCCUACAGCCAGGAGUGGGGGCUUCAGCCGCAGCACUUCACGGCGAGGACGGAGGCUUUCAAACUCUACAACCAGACGGUCGCUCAAACGCAGAUGCUGAGGUCAGCAGAAAAGUACAUGGAGCUGGACUAUGAGGAUUUGUUCGGGCCGGAGGAAGCUGCUCCUCUGACUUCCGAAUCUCCGGAUGCCGAGUUUGAAGGGAUGGGAGACUAUGAGGAGUCCAUCGUCUCCAGCUGGAGGCAACCAAAGGGAAAAGGAGACGUGGGAGAGACGGACAGCUGAGAAUUAUGGGAUGUUGAGACUCUCGGAGCUCAACACGUCCAGAACCGGAUCUGGUUUUAAAACUCUGGUUGUAAACUGGCUCGACUCAGGAUUUUCAGAUCCAAACAUGAGAAUUUUUAACCACAAAAGGCUCAAAUCUAACAAUUGCUU
Molecule: messenger RNA, 1471 nt
Organism: Oryzias melastigma (Indian medaka)
Lineage: Eukaryota; Metazoa; Chordata; Actinopteri; Beloniformes; Adrianichthyidae
Product: endoplasmic reticulum protein SC65
Exons: 8
Coding region: 47-1321 (424 amino acids)
Biological process (GO): collagen fibril organization; peptidyl-lysine hydroxylation
Cellular component (GO): endoplasmic reticulum
Molecular function (GO): collagen binding; protein binding
Source: RefSeq, a predicted model, not a curated record